AUGGCCAGCAUUGAAGCCAAGAUUCAGCAGAACCCACCUCAGAAAACCCAAAAUGUUUUUCUUGGAACCCAGAUUUUCAUGAGAACUUUCACAAUGACUGCUACAUUGGCUGCAACUUGGGUGACGGUCACAAACAAGCAGACCGCUCAGAUUGUUGGCAUAGAAUUUGAUGCUAGAUAUAACUAUUCCCCUGCCUUCACGUUCUUUGCUUAUGCAAAUGCUGUUGUAAGUGCCUUUUCUUUGCUGUCCUUGUUCCUUGUUUUCCUUUUCCAUCGCAAAGGCUCAAAUCCUGCCAACUACUUCAUCUUGUUCCUCCACGAUUUGUUGAUGCUGUGCUUGUUGCUUGCUGGAUGCUCUGCUGCGACUGCUAUAGGGUACGUGGGGCAGUAUGGGAACAGCCACUCGGGUUGGGCUCCAAUCUGUGAUCACUUUGGAAAAUUCUGUAAAAGAGGGACCAAUUCUAUGGUUCUCUCUUACUUGUCUGUCAUUUUCUUGCUCAUGCUUACCAUCAGCUCGGCCACCAAGUCCAGACAGAUUCUGGUUUAG
Messenger RNA from Prunus armeniaca (apricot), 546 nucleotides. The record is from the annotation of a GenBank genome assembly. NCBI's taxonomy places the organism in Eukaryota, Viridiplantae, Streptophyta, Magnoliopsida, Rosales, Rosaceae.